Molecule: messenger RNA, 885 nt
Organism: Penicillium argentinense
Lineage: Eukaryota; Fungi; Ascomycota; Eurotiomycetes; Eurotiales; Aspergillaceae
Product: sucrase/ferredoxin-like domain-containing protein
Exons: 2
Coding region: 1-885 (294 amino acids)
Source: RefSeq, a predicted model, not a curated record
AUGCCCGAGGGAUUACCAAUUGAUCACGAGCAAGCACUGAAUGGCACGAUGGCUGCCUAUGCACAACAAAUAUUGGUCUGCACAGGGCAGAGGGAUUGGACGAGUCGGAUUGAGAAUGACGGAGAGAACGAAACAUGGGGACAUCUUGUUCGAGGACUCAAGCGUUUGCUCGGUCGUGGUGGACCAUAUCUGGAUCCUUUCAACAAUGUCCUCGUCACGACUUCCUCCAUCGCCCCAGCUGCGACCAACUCCACCACAGCAUCCGCCUUCCUCUUCCCCAGCUUCAAAUAUAUUCCUUCCAUACCAGUGGAAACCCUGUCCUCCACUAACGCCACCGACUUGAGAACUUUUGUCCGGGCAUUCCUUCUCCCGGAGCGACUACAUGACAUGCAUUCUUCCCUCCCAGCCGAGAAACAAGCAGGCAUGACUAGGGCCCCAGAGCUAUCUUCGAAGUUCGAAGGAAUCGUCUAUAUAAACCACUCUCCUACAGUCUUGAUUUGCGGACACGGAGGCCGAGAUAUGCGCUGUGGCGUCAUGGCGCCCGCCCUCGAAAGCGAAUUCCAGCGCGUGCUUCAAUCGCAAGGAUUCACGUUCGCGGGUAGCGACAGUUCUACCAUUGAUGGGCCCAAUCAUGCCAAUAUUGGCUUGAUUAGUCAUGUUGGCGGACAUAAAUAUGCCGGCAAUGUCAUUGUAUAUAUCCCGCCUAAGAUGACGGUGGGAACAACUGACGAGCCUCACCCGCUGGCGGGUAAGGGUAUUUGGUAUGGUCGCAUUGAGCCGAAGCAUGUGCAAGGUAUCGUUGACGAGACUAUUCUUGGAGGAAGGGUGGUGACGGAUCAUUUCCGGGGUGGGAUUGACCGCAAUGGAGACAUUUUGCGGAUGUAG